Molecule: messenger RNA, 1655 nt
Organism: Stegastes partitus (bicolor damselfish)
Lineage: Eukaryota; Metazoa; Chordata; Actinopteri; Pomacentridae
Gene: fam8a1b
Product: family with sequence similarity 8 member A1b
Exons: 5
Coding region: 1-996 (331 amino acids)
Source: RefSeq, a predicted model, not a curated record
AUGGCCGACCAAGAAAACACAAAUAUGGAAGUCGAUAAAGAAAAGAAUAAACCUUUUGCUAAUCCGGUUAAGACACUCGUUGACGAGGCAACUCCAAGAACCGGUGACCAGAGCGGGGCUGAGGCCGGGAAAGACGCCGCAGGAAGCCGCGCCACGACGGAGUACUGCGAGAAGCUGCAGGCAUGGAUGUGGCAGUACUACACUGGAUAUGUGAACUGGCAGAGCUGGCUGGCAGCGUCAGCCAUGUCCUGCCCGUAUUAUCUGCAGCCGCCCGGCGGGACGUCCACGGCUCUGGAUUUUAACUCCCACAACUGGUACUCCAGUCCGUUUGGUCUUCCCCUGUUGCCUUACCCGCCGGCGGUCACCUCCCCGAGCAACCGCGGAGGGGAAGCCGCCGGCGGGGCUGCUGUGGCCGCUCAGCCUCAGCAGCAGCAGCCGCAGGAGAAUGGAAACGCUCAGAGACCAGGUCGGGAGUAUAGCAUUCCUUCACCGCUCCAAAGACUAAUGGCUGAGAUGGUGGAUUUCUUCAUAUUGUUUUUCAUCAAAGCAACCAUAAUCAUCAGUAUUAUGCACCUCAGUGGAAUCAAAGAUGUUUCUAAGUUCGCCAUGCAUUUCAUAGUGGAGGAAAUAGACGAAGACACGUCGAUGGAGGAGCUUCAGAAAAUGAUGCUUGUUGCUCUCGUGUACCGGAUAUUAGUGUGUUUUUACGAGAUCGUGUGCAUUUGGGGAGCAGGAGGAGCCACUCCAGGGAAGUUUCUCAUCGGACUCAGAGUUGUCACAUGCGAUUCGUCAGUUCUGGUUCAGCCCAACAGGGUUCUAGUGGUGCCAGCGACUAACGUCUCUCUAUCUGCAUCAACUGUCCGAGCCUUGAACAAGAACUUUUCUAUUGCCUUCUUUUUCCCGGCCUUCAUCACACUCCUGUUCUUCCAGCACAACAGGACUGUGUAUGAUAUGGUAGCUGGUACGAUUGUUGUCAAGCGCUCCAGGGCCAGAUGAUGCUGAAGUGUGCAGAAAAAGAGUCUUACAACAACUCUGGACAGGCACCGUGUGAUGUUUUUAAAAAAAAAAAAAAAGCCUGCAGACCUCAGACGCUCUUUGAAGGCAUCAGAACACGGGAGAGCUGAGGUGGUUGCAGAGAAUUGAAGACACAUGUGUACGAACUGUUUCCUACAGCCUGGGUUUGGUUUGUUUCCGACACACACUGUAUUUCUGCAUGUAUCUCUGCGUACAUGCCGCUUUCAGAAUCUGCUCCUGUGCCAAAUGGUCCGUUUUACACGCAGGAGAAACGAUGCUACUUUUUCAUUAACACAAGACUUGCCUCUUUUUUUAAAUUCUCUUCCAGAUUAAGGGUGAAUGUCUUGUAUCACUCAGUAUUUAAGUUCGCUAAAUAUGCAUUUAUGAGAUUAUACCUUCAGUAUCUUUUUGUAUUAAAUAUUUGUCCCAAGAGUUGUAUGCUCGGCUUUUUUGACAGCUGAAAAACUCUGGUUUAAAGGCACAUUUAAAUGUACUGAAGGGAAAUGUAGACCUUACCACAACUGCUCUUCCUUUACUCUGACAGCAUGUGUGUGAUUGAAAAAUUGACGUAUUACACAUUUUAUGUGAUUAACUGUUUUUUGCAUUUCAGAAGAUUAAAUUAAACCACCACUAAUUUCCUG